Triticum turgidum subsp. durum (durum wheat) is the source of this 399-nucleotide messenger RNA. The record is from the annotation of a GenBank genome assembly. NCBI's taxonomy places the organism in Eukaryota, Viridiplantae, Streptophyta, Magnoliopsida, Poales, Poaceae.
AUGCCAAAGCUUCUCGCCAUCUCCAUCUUGCCGUUUAUUUUGGGUCGUAGCCAAGCACUGAACCUUCAACACGCUUGCCGUGCCUUAUUUUGCAGAGCGGCGAGGGAGGAGAAGGAAGAGGAGCGGGGGAUGGCGGGCUGCGGUGAAGCCAAGACAUCAUCGGUUUCCAUGGAUGAAGAGGCGUGCGGCAUGGAGAAGAAGUUUGGCGGGAUGGCGCCCAAGAAGCCGCUCAUAUCAAAGGACCAUGAGCGUGCCUACUUCGACUCCGCGGAUUGGGUCCUUGGCAAGCAAGCUGCAAACAGCAGCUCAACGGCUGCGGUGGAAUCGCUCAAGCCCAAGCUCAAGAGAACUCCUCAUCCCCAGCUUCCCCCUCGCAAGCCCACCUGUGCGUCUGGCUGA